GCAGACCAGUAAUGAUUGUAGUUGAAUACAUGGAGAAUGGAUCCCUUGACUCCUUUCUGCGGAAGCAUGAUGGUCACUUCACAGUCAUCCAGCUGGUUGGCAUGCUGCGGGGGAUUGCAUCUGGCAUGAAGUACCUCUCAGACAUGGGCUAUGUACACCGUGAUCUGGCAGCCCGUAAUAUUCUGGUCAACAGUAACCUCAUGUGUAAAGUCUCCGAUUUUGGUUUGUCACGAGUGUUAGAGGAUGACCCUGAAGCUGCUUACACAACAAGCCCAACAUUUUGUUCCUGCAGCUUAGGCGGAAAAAUCCCCAUACGGUGGACCGCUCCUGAAGCUAUAGCUUACCGGAAGUUCUCUUCAGCGAGUGAUGCGUGGAGCUAUGGGAUUGUAAUGUGGGAGGUGAUGUCCUACGGUGAGAGACCAUACUGGGAGAUGUCCAACCAGGAUGUUAUACUGUCUAUUGAAGAAGGCUACAGGCUUCCAGCUCCCAUGGGCUGCCCAGCUUCUCUUCACCAACUAAUGCUUCACUGCUGGCAAAAGGAGAGAAACCACCGUCCAAAAUUUAGUGACAUUGUCAACUUCCUGGACAAACUGAUCCGCAAUCCCAGCACCCUGCAUACCCUAGUGGAAGAUGUACUUGUAAUGCCAGAUUCACCAGGUGAAGUUCCAGAAUAUCCUUUGUUUGUUUCAGUUAGUGACUGGCUGGACUCCAUAAAAAUGGGUCAGUAUAAAAAUAACUUCAUGGCAGCAGGUUUCACAACUUUGGAUAUGGUCUCAAGAAUGAGUAUUGA
Molecule: messenger RNA, 790 nt
Organism: Nestor notabilis (Kea)
Lineage: Eukaryota; Metazoa; Chordata; Aves; Psittaciformes; Psittacidae
Product: ephrin type-A receptor 6-like
Exons: 6
Biological process (GO): axon guidance; protein phosphorylation
Cellular component (GO): neuron projection
Molecular function (GO): transmembrane-ephrin receptor activity; protein binding; ATP binding
Source: RefSeq, a predicted model, not a curated record